Bursaphelenchus xylophilus (pine wood nematode) is the source of this 4116-nucleotide messenger RNA. The record is from the annotation of a GenBank genome assembly. Lineage: Eukaryota; Metazoa; Nematoda; Chromadorea; Rhabditida; Aphelenchoididae.
AUGCGGACUCUCGGACUUCUCCUGGCCAUUGUGGCCCUAUCGAUCGCCGAUCAACGCGCCGACGACGAGAUCAAGGACUUGCCCGGAGUCAACUUUGACAUCAACUUCAAGCAUUUCAGCGGUUUCCUUCAAGGCUCCGAAACUCAUUUCCUUCAUUAUUGGUUCGUCGAAUCGCAGGGCAACCCCGCCAAGGACCCGCUGAUUUUCUGGUUCAAUGGUGGUCCGGGCUGCUCGUCGUUGGACGGCCUUCUCAACGAGAUGGGCCCAUAUGAGGCUCAUGAAAAUGGUGUCGAUUUGAAGAGCAACCCCUACGCUUGGAAUAAAGUAGGUUUUAAAUGGCAUAAGAUGGCCAUUGGGAGUAUUGAAAAUAAGUUUUUGACACUUUCUGAGAUGACCACAGUGUUUCAGGAAAUUUUAUUUUUUUGCACAGUGCAAAAAAUUUUUUGAUUUUUUGCACAGUGCAGAGGCGACGUGAAGUUUCCAAAAUCGCCAUACGUAUUUUUUAUGGUCCACAGAAGCUUAUUAAAAUUGAAUUUUAAAAUUUGCUCUCUUAUUUUUUGCACUGUGCAGCAAUAUUUACACUGCACCGUGCACAAAAGUUUUUGAUUUAUUGCACUGUGCAGAGGCGAUGUAAAGUUUUCAAAAUUGCAUGAAUUAUUUCUCAUGGUCCAUGGUAAAAUAUAAAAAUAAAAUUUCGAAAUUUGCUUACUUACAUUUUGCACGGUGCCUCAAUAUUUACAUUGCACGGUGCAAGUAAGAAAAUCCAAAGUCCUUUGAAGAAAAUGUAAAAUAUAACUUUCGUUGUAGUCUACGCUAUUUUACAGUCCAUAAAAUUAUAGCCGUUCCGUAUUUUACCCUGAAAUUUCAAGGAUUCAUAACUUUUUUCAGUUCGCUUCCGUGGUUUACAUUGAAUCCCCCGCUGGCGUUGGAUUCUCCUACUCGACGGAUGGAAACACCACUACCAACGAUGAUCAGACCUCUUUGGAGAGCUACAACGCCAUCAAGAAGUGGUUCGAGGUUCACUCCGAGUUCCGUCAUCAUCAAACUUUCAUCAUGGGCGAGAGCUACGGCGGUGUUUAUGUUCCAACGCUGACUGCUCGGAUUGUCGAAGGCCAGAGCGACUUCCCGAUCAAUUUGAAGGUAAAAUACGGGAAUACACGCUGUCGAAAUUUAAUAUUGACGAAACGGAGGUUUUCGUGGUGAGACCAAAAAUUUAGAGAAAUUUGGAGAUUUUUUUGGUCCUGUAGCGAAAACAAGAAGAAAUUUUUUCUAAAAAAAUUAUGAAUUAUUUUUUUUAUACGUAUUUUACAAGAAAAUCCCAAAAUUAAUAACAAAAUAAAAAAAAAUUUGUCCCGCCACGAAAACCUGAAGAUCACAGAAGGCUUUAAAAAAUAGUAAAUUAAGACAUUGAUAAUGACAGAGCAUCUUUAUAAUUUUAUUCGUCGAGAAUUCCGCUGAAAAUGACGUCUUUUGAUAAUAAUGGGUCCCGCAACGAAAACCUGAAAUUCUCAGAAAACAUGAAAAUUUCUAAAAUACAAGCAUUUUAUAUGGUUUUAUUGCAUUUGUGACUAAAUCUCACUUUGAAAAUUUAACUUUUUCAUAAAAAUGGGUCUCACCACGAAAACUUGAAUUCCUUCAAAAUGAAUGAAUUUUAAAGUUUUAGUAAUUAGGGUCAUAUUUUACAAUUUAAACUUUAUUUUUUCGCCCAUUUAUCCAACAUUUUUUCAGGGCAUGGCCAUCGGAAACGGCUACGUGAACGAGAAACUGAACGUCGACACCUCGAUCCGCUUCGCUUAUGGUCACGGAAUCAUCGACGAGAAGGUCUGGAACACCCUCGAACUGCAAUGCUGUCGUGGCUGCAUUGACGGUUGUGAUCUGACCAAACUGGAUGGGCAUUGCGCCACUCAAGUCGAGGAGAUCUUCGAAUUCCUUUGGUUCGGAGGCCUGAAUCCAUAUGAUUUGUAUCGCAAAUGCGACCCCAACCCCGGAAUCAACAGCAUUAAGAUGGACUCGUUGCGACUGGGAAUGGCGCCAAGCUUCAUUCAGAAGAAGAGAAAGAGCAACGCUUUCAAGCUGCGCAAGGCCAUGAACAAGGUAAAAUACGGGAAGUUCGAGAGUAGUUUUUUCACAGGAAAAGUUCUUUUAUGCGGCAUGUAUCAAAAAAAUCGCAAAAUCUAUUUGAUUCGGAAUAUGUAAAAAUUAGCUGCCCAGUUAUGGUUUAUAAGGGUGACAUUAGACUACAGUAAAAAUUCGAGACAAAGAAAAAGCUCUAAUUUUCAUAGCUGACAAUGGAAUUACCCCUAGUGCGACUCUCAGAUUUUCUUUAAAUUUUGCACAUGGGCCGGACAUAGGCCACACAUCAAUUCCUGAAAGUUUCAGCCCGCACCUUUCAGGGGCGACCAAGAUAUUCAACGAUUCUUUGCGGUCAGGAGGGCACAUGAGUGGUCACACAGAAAAACUUUUUGGCCAUAUCUUCGCUAGUUUUGUGCGGAGAUAGCUGAUUUUUUGUGGAAACGGUAUUCUCCAUGGCAUGAACAGGGAUGAAACUUUUAACGACAAAAUUCGUAAAAAAAGUCAUUUUUUCUGGCGGUUUUCACACACGCCGAAAAAGCAGAGAAAACGACCGAAAGGCCAAUAACUAUGAACUAGGUCCUUGUAUAUAUAACAUAUUUGGUAUUAAACAAAAUGGGGUUGUCUGAGGAUUCAGGGAAAAAAAGAAUUUUAACAUUCGGAUAAAAACUAAAAAAGUUAUAGCCAAUUCAAGUCCGGCCGAAAAAUUGCCGCACCCUGUAUUUAAUUUCAGAUCCUCCCUCCCCACCGUUUCGGAGCUUCCGUCCCCUGCCUCAAUGACACCGAUGUCACUACUUACAUGAACAACCCAGCGGUCAGAAAGGCCCUCCACAUCCCUGACCAUCUUCCUCGUUGGGAUAUCUGCAGGUGAGCAAGGAAACAAAGGUGUGAGCCUUAUUUCUACCGGGCAAUAUUGGCUCUUCUAUACACCCAAUCUAUACGUUUCACGUAGUACUUCAACCGACAAUAUCUUUGAACUUCUCGGUUGUCUCUGCAAAGAGCGACCGGGUAUUUUUUGAACUUCAGUGUCGGAAUUGAUCCAGUGGCAAAAAACGUACCAUUUUGCAUCCGGGAAGUAUCAAAAAGGUGGCAAAAUACCUCCCUCUCCAAGUGAAAAAAACUCCGAUUUCAAAAGCGCGCCCGCUCUUUUUGUGAGGGAAAGGGCGCGCCUUUAAAAAAGGAGUUUUUUAGUUGGAAAGGGAGGCAUUUUGCCACAUUUUUUUGAUACUUCUUCUCGGAUGCGAAAUGGUACGUUUUUUUGCCACUGGAUCAGGUCGGUCACAGUAUUACUUUUGAAAUUUUUGUUGACGAUAUAAUACAGUGUCGGAAUUGAUCCAGUGGCAAAAAACGUACCAUUUUGCAUCCGGGAAGUAUCAAAAAUGUAGCAAAAUACCUUCCUCUCCAAGUGAAAAAAACUCCGGUUUCAAAAGCGCGCCCGCUCUUUUUGUGAGGAAAACCUUCAACACGGGGUUUUUUUUAAUUGUAGAGGGAGGCAUUUUGCUACAUUUUUGAAACUUCCCGGAUGCAGAAUGAUACGUUUUUUGCCACUGGAUCAGGUCUGUCGCUGUGUAGGUAGCCUAGACAAAAUUUGGGCCGAAUAUUUGUAAAAAAAUCGAGCGUCGUACUUUUGACACGUCCCUUGUCGAGAAAAAAUCAAAGAAAACGGGCCUUGUAUGAUACGUGUUCUGAUUCACUAUUUUCUGCAGUGACGACAUCACCACCAAGUACCAAAAACAGUACGGAGAUGUGGCUCCAUUCAUCCGCAAGAUCCUCGACGCUCAUGUCCGAGUCCUGCUCUACUACGGCGACACCGACAUGGCCUGCAAUUUCAUGAUGGGACAGCAGUUCAGCGCGCAGUUGGGAAUCAAGCGAUCCGUGGGAAAACAGCCCUGGAAGUUCGACGGGCAGAUCGCCGGAUUCAAGACGUUGUAUCAGAACCAGCUCACUUUCCUCACGGUUCGCGGCGCUGGCCAUAUGGCGCCACAAUGGAGAGCGCCGGAGAUGGACUACGCCAUCAAACAGUUCAUCUUGAACCAUCCUAUUUAA